AUGUUGCAGACAGUGUCUCCCUUGUGUAACCUGUACUUAGAAGAAGAGGAUGAGAAAUGCAGGUUGUACCAGGACGUUAUCACGGUGCUGCUGCGGUGCGCGCACAACCAAUCUUUCCACCUCACGCAGUUCCACGCCUCCAUCUCUCAAUUCGCAGAUCAUCUGGCUGUACUGUACGCGUUCAUCGGGGAAGCACAGGAAGACAGCACUGUCCAGGUACUAGGCUUAUCUCUGGACGAGGAUGACGAAGGCCUGGUGACUGCUGAUAAGACCAUCUCCGACAAUGAUAAGACCACUCUGAUAAAGAUGUACACUGCCCUGUUCAUGGACUACGCUAAGCUUAUUCUUGGGGUGUACAGGUCGUGUGAUAAUGAGAAGUUAAGUCUGUGUUAUCACCUCCUCAUCUCCAUCCUCUUCCCAACAGUAAAACAAGCUAACUCAACUAAUAACUCAAGUGUUAUGGAGUUGCCGUCCAACGUGGAAGUACUCAUGAACAUGAUAGAGCUGUGCUGUGACCAACACAAAAAUCUCAUCGACAUAGAAGAGAGCAAGAUAGAGAUAAUCCACCCCGAGCUACUAGUUGAGAUUUACAAAGGGAUGGCUUGUUACUCUCAGAUAACCUCUUGUGACGGAGCCCUGUUGAAAAUGUUCGGAAGAUUGGAGAUACUGUGUAAGUCAUGCGGCUACCUCCUACAAUCUGCGGGGCUCCCUCUCAUGCUGCUAGAGAAAUACUCCGACUCAAUUUCCUCCUGCUCCGAGUUGGGACUGAUGAUACACAGGAUCCUAGAGAGAACCGUCUCUCAAAGUAUGGGUACCCGGGAGCUGAAACUACUGUUACAACACAUUAAACACCCUAAAUCAGAGCUGGUGGCCCUGCAGUCUGAUAACAAUAUCGUAUCCCUGCUGCGAACACUGCACAAAUCCCUGGGAGAGGACCCUGGUACACCAACACACAGUAUUUCCUCAGCACAGUCCGCUCAGGCGGUAUGGUCGUUAGAGGGAGAGAUAAGGUGGCCGAGUAUGUACCACGGCUUCUCAGUUUCUAUGUGGAUCAAACUUGUUCCACUUGCAAAAGAUAAGAGCUGCGAAAGUUCAGAGACUGACAGCGAGGAAGAGUUCCCAGAACUACUGGGCUACAGAACUAGACAAACGCCCACUAACCGUCGCCAUGGCAACACAAGGAUAGAUCCAGUACAGAUACUCAGCUUUGGUCAUCAGAGAUUCACCUUCGUGGUGUCAGUAGAUCCUACAGGAGGAGACAUUAUCCUAGCGUGGAAGGGUUCAGAACGACAUCCUCCCCACGUGAUACACCGUGUGCUGACUACUGGAUCGUGGCAUCACGUUGUCAUUAGCUACGGGACCACUCCCAAACAACAGCGCUUCGGUCAACGCAACGGCAAGAUUCUGCUGUGGGUGGACGGGUGUGCUGUGUUUGAUAUCUCUAACGCUGUUUAUCCCCCGACCGUGCGCCACAAGACUACUUUCUCACUGGGGUCCAGUGUACCGUUAACUGGAGGCAGGGACGUGGUGAUCAGUACUGUCAUGCUCUUCCAGGAUUACAUGCUGAACCGCAAGGAAGUGUGCCACCUCCUAGGACUGACGGCUAACACCAAGACACUGGCUGGGUGGAAUGUUACUCGGUACGUUACAGCGGACCUUUACAAUCCUAGCAGCCAGUAUUCACUGGAACUCGAGGUAACGAACUGUUUCCCCUACUAUCAAGCUGUAGUGAGUGAGGCUCUGGUUAACAAUGGGUUCGACUGUGCCCUCCUAUCUGCUCACGCUGUUACAAUCACAUCCCUCCGCAAUCAUCUCUUGUUGACAUGGUUACCGGAAACUCCUGAGAUUCUUCAUCAGUACUCUCCUCUCAGUCUCUACUCUGCUGAUCUAAAGAGUGUUGGACCUGUACCUCCACAUGACUUUGUGAGCGCACACAGACAGUUAAAUCAGACCAGUCCUGCUAAAAUGGGUGUGAUCACGAUGUACAAGAUGCCAGUGCUACUACCGGUCCUAGGAGGAAUCAAAGUACUCCUUAUGUUAUUUGCUAGAGUCGUCGAAAUGAGCGCUUCUGAGGAUAUACAGGUAAUGUCCCUAGACCUGCUGCUAAAGAACUUGUCCCACCCUCCCCUACUCUGUGAGAUGGUCUCUCUCCAUGGUUACGAGAUGCUAGCUCUUGUUCUCCGGAGUCAAGGCUGUGUUAAAUCCACCGCCCUUCUCAAGGUGCUGAUAAACGCUACAGUGGACGGAGUACUUCUCGUUAAUACCCCGAAGGGAGAACUCAGGGCAAAGAGCAGCUCUACAGCCGUUGUGAAGAACAUGCACAUCUUGAAACACAUUCUCAUGGAUUGGAAGAUUUGGCAGUCAGCUCCUAUUCGAGUCUGGCAGAUAUGUUGUGAGUGUCUGGAGACAUUGGUCCGACCUUCUCACCCUAACUACUCCUACAACACACAACAGUUCACCUCUUUUAAAAUCACCAAAGAUAUUCUCAACUUCUCGUUGAUAUACGAGCUGACCCACAAGGGUGAACCUCUACCUCGAUCCGUUAUAUCCUCUCUACUCACUACUUUAUACUACAUGUUAGGAUAUCCUGCAGACCUACAGCUGUUACGUCUGGUAACCAACCUCCUGAUGACAGCUCACCUUCGUAAGAAUGUGACGAUCACUGGAGUUCCCCUCCGCAAGAGUUUCUUUGCUCCUCUCAGGAUCCACAAACCCUCCACUACUCUUUCACAAAUGUCAAAGAGUGAAGCCCAAAGUUCAGACUCAACCGACACUGACAUGUCAAUAAUAGCAACUCCUGUCUCAGUUAGUUCUUCUGACAAUAACCCUUCUGAGAUUGCUUCCGAAAGUGCUCCUGAAAAUGUACCUGAGAAUGCUCCUGAAAAUGCUCCUGAGAAUGCUCCUGAGAGUAUCCCUAUUGCUGACGACUCCGUGGAUACGGUGGUGGAGGGGGAGAUGGAUCUGGAUGCUGGUUCUAGUGUGUGGUCUAGAGGGUUAACAGUUUCCUCUUCCUCCUCUACUGACAUGUCCUCUAGACCUCCCUCUCAGUCGUCUGACAGCGACUUUACGUUUAAACCCCCUGCGGAGGAUAGAGCGGACAGGGUUAGUAUGGUGAGUGGGAACAGUACGAUAUCAGAUGCGGGCUCAGACAACGUGUUCCAGACGGACGGUACGGCCUGCAACACGCAGUAUCUAAACUCACUCUGUGACAAGAUGCUAGGUCAGUUCAUGAGCAAUAAAGACAUGCGGGGGUAUUACUACAGUCUUACUAAUGUACAGAGUGGACUAAUGUCGCUCCUGGUGGAGGUCAUUAAGACAAGCAACGAUGGAACUCUCCGACGCAUGUUCAAGGGCAACAGUAGUGUAAUAGAGGUCGAGCAGGUCCUGGUCCUAAUGAACAACGAGAAUAUCCUAGUGAGGAUAGCCAGUGUGAAGAUGCUCAAUGCUAUGAUCAGUCACGGCUCCACUCAUAUCAAACAGCACUUUCUCAAGAUUAACGGUUACCAUCUAAUGGCAUGCCAACUAAGACUACACCCAUUAUCUUACGAGUUAGUACAUGCAGUAAUGUGUCUUUACGUUCCCAUUAAGAGCAACUUGAAAGAGGGACUGUCAGCCACAGAUUCAGCUAGAGACGUCAACUCCACACCAGAGGGGGCCACUCUAAUCCUGUCUCUCCUCGAGAACAGUCUUCUUAUUGAUGGUUUGUUUGGAGACAUGUUGAAGAUAAUCUCCCAGAUGAUGAUGUCUUGGGCAGGCUGCGCUCUUGAUUUCCUAAACUACGGUCUUAUCGACGCUCUCUAUCACGUUAUACCACUCAUGAACCCUAAAUCUGAGGACUUCAGUCCUAACUUCCAUUCUUUACAGAUGCUGCUCCAGUCCCUGACUAUAAUCUCACACUGCGUGACCGCUGCUCACCACAUAUUCGACAUGGUGUGGAGUCUGUGUUUCCGGCUGCUCCAGGAAGCAGACCUGGAUAUGAGUGGAGUGUGUGAGAGGCUCUGUACCAGUGUGCUGCGGUGUGUGGUUCACUUUUACAGUGUGGAUAACCACGUCAACAAUUGUAUCAAGAACAGUAACAGUGGAAAGUUAGCUCGUCUAGGAUCCAGUCUGAAGAACCUAAUGGGGGAGGUGCCUCCGGAGGAGGACAUCAAGCCAGUGUUUGAUCCUGGGGUCUUCUUUAAAGACGAUGUGUUCGUCAACUCGGACAGUGCUUAUAACAGAACUACAUCGUUAUCAGACCUGUCUACCUGGUAUGUAGGAUUACUGACAGUUCUAGUGGACUACCUUCAGCACCGGGCUCUAACCUGUGUAGAGGUGGUGACCGCUACUGAGGACGACUGGACCCUCCUCUCCGCUGAUGACAGUGGCGAGGGAGAACAGCAGUUUUGUCGGGAUAUAUUCGAGAUCCUGCUCACCACAACUGUCAAGUGUUACUUUGAGAGGAACUCGGACAAGAUGUCGACUUUUAUACAGCUGGGGUCCCUGAACAAGGAAAAGCUACGCGGAGCACUAGCUCGCCUCAUCCUGAUCCUCUACACUCCCAGAUUAGAGAGAUUCACUUGUCUGUUUGUGUUGAGGUCACUCAGCAGACCGGGUCCUGUCAGGCUCCUUCCUUUGCUGGCUAAAUCAGACAACAAAUUUUUUACCAGGAUACACGCGUUCACACUCUACCUAAUGACGGACAAGGAACCACUCAACCCCGAGUGCACUUUGGCUGCUGGCAGUUUGUUGGAAGUUUGCCAAGAACUCAACUCUAAAGCUCCCACUGACAUUAUCCAGCUUAUACACGCUUGGAAUGAGCAGGAGCACAAUUAUCAUCAAACUUGGCUGACAGCCAGAGAGCAAGGUUCCCAGAAGAUAGGGCAGCCGAUUGUUAUUCUCAACAAGUCUGUUAACGUUCAGGCAGAAAUUAUCACUAACACCAUCUUCAACCUUCAAGGAACCCUAGUUCGGGAGUUCUACUCACAAUGGCAACACCACCGUUCAACGAAACACGACAUGCAACAACAAUGGUACAAGAUAAUCCUGAAGACCACGCACAAACACGGAGUAUGGCACGACCCGGACACUUACCCGGACAGCUGGGAAAUAGACAGCACAGAGGGUCCGGGCGGGAUACGGAGACGACUCAAGAGGUGUCCUGUGGACAUUCCUCUCCAGUUCCUCAUGGAUAAGUCUCACUACAAGUUCGGGCUGGUCGAUGCAAUGCCGUUUGAGUUCCUGUUCCAGAAGAACAAGACUCGAGGGAACGUGAAGCCCCAGUUUACUCUGGUCUACACUAACAAGUGUACUCACAUCAAAUCAGCCGGGACGACUGAAGGAGAUAUCCUGCUGUAUCGUCAGUACAUGUUGUUUGUCCGGGACGAGAGUGCCAGUAUUGACACGGUGUCCCAGUUAGUCGGGGAUGCGCUUGGAAUGUACUGGAGUCUGUUAGACGUGACAGAGGUCCACAAGAGAUGGUACAAUCUGAGGGACGUAGCAGUGGAGAUAUUCCUAAACACUGGCCAGACUUACCUGCUAGGGUUCGGCACGACAGAGGAGCGAGAUGAGCUCCACAACAGACUCCUCCAACUCAACCUACCCAACUUAGUGCACCACGGGGACCAGAGGAAGGAGAUCCGGAGCAUGACACAGCGGUGGCAGGAGGGGCACGUGACUAACUUUGAGUACCUCAUGCACCUCAACAAACAAUCUGGGAGAAGUUUCAACGAUCUGAUGCAGUACCCGGUACUGCCCUUUAUACUAGCCGACUACACCAGCACCACUCUGGAUCUCAACAAUCCCAACACCUUCAGAAACCUCGCUCUCCCCAUGGCUAUCCAGGACCCCAAACUAAAGGAUCACUUUGUUCAGAGGUACGAGAUGUUGAAACGGGACUUCGAGAACCAGAGUGAGGGAAUAGACCAGCCUCUAAAUUCUGGCACUCAGCCAUAUCACUACGGCUCUCACUACAGUAACUCCGGCAUCGUGCUCCACUACCUGGUCAGACUGCUUCCUUAUGCUAAACUAUUUAUAGAGUUUCAAGGGGGAUCGUUUGAUAUACCAGACCGAACAUUCCACGCGAUGAAGACAACUUGGAGACUUGCCAGCAGCGAGAGUACAACAGAUGUCAGGGAGCUUAUCCCCGAGUUCUUUUAUCUCCCAGAACUGUUCCACAACUCAGAGGGCUUCAGAUUUGGGGAGAGACAGAACGGAAACACCGUAGACGAUGUUUUGUUACCCACGUGGUCUAAUGACGACAGCAGAUUAUUAGUUCUGACACACCGCAUGGCACUUGAGUCGGAGUACGUUUCGCAGAACCUACACCAUUGGAUAGAUCUAGUGUUCGGGUACAAGCAACAGGGAGGAGCUGCUGUCGAUGCCAUCAACGUGUUCCAUCCCUCCACUUACUUCGGGAUUGAUGUUGAGAAAAUAGAAAAUGCUCUUCACAGAGAGGCAAUGAAGACCAUGGUCCGAACCUACGGUCAAACCCCCAAACAGCUCUUUAAAGAACCCCAUGUGACCCGCAAUGCAAUGGCCCACAUCCACAGCAAGCCCCUGACAACCAAGGGAGCACCAAUGCAACAGGGUAGCAACCAGAAGAUGACGUCGCGUUUCUGGAGGAUGGCGUUUGCUUCCUCCAUGUCGGACGCUCUCUCCACCAUAGACCGGGAGAGAGAUCUGACCCCUGGAACUCUGCACUUCUCCCAACCAGUGCUAUGCUGGACAGCCAAGUUCCCUCACAGUAUCACUGGUAUCAGGUGUUUACCGUCCGGUGAGGUGGUUGCCAUGCCUCCCAGAACCAGCUACCUAGCCUUCGUGCCGUGGAAAGGUCCCCGCUACGAACAGGUCAGUAGCUUCACUGAAGAAGCUGGAGGGAGCAACUACACCGGGCUCCGGAUACGAUGGGAAGGAAGUAAUGUGCACGUGAUAGCGGACGCUAUUCUCUACAGUAUCUCCUCCACUGAUCACGUGACUUGUUGUUCAGCUGCCAGGGAUGGCCGGGUGUUCGUUAUAGGGUACAGGUCCGGGCUGGUGACUGUCCAACCUCUCCAGUACGAGCAGUCCACUAAGAGUGUGAGUAACAUGGGGGCUGCCAGGUACCUCACCGGUCAUGUUCAUCCUAUCACCACUAUCCAGAUUAACAGGGCUUUCAGUGUGAUCGUGUCGGCUGAUACCAGCGGCAGAGUCAUCAUCUGGGAUCUCAACCUCAUGACUUACGUGAACUAUUUCGAGACACGCCAGUCCCCUGUAUCGUGUUUGAGAGUCUCUGAUACUCUGGGAGAUAUUGUGACAGUCAGUUCAUCAGGUAAAGAGAACAGGAACGUGUCGUUCCCUGGACUUCCUGGAUCUGCGGAGAGCGUGUCUGAGAUUUACAUGCAUUCUGUAAACGGUAAAUUCAUUGCUUGGUCACGGUGCAGUCACGUGAUAACUUCUCUGGCUAUUUCUGUCAUGAGUGAAGGACUGUACAAGAACGUUAUUGCUACAGGCUUCCAAAACGGCAAUAUCUGGCUGUGGAACACGUGGAAUCUCCAGGUGGUCUCAGAUAUUCAGACUAACUUUACAUCUCCUAUUCUAUCCCUGGAGUUCUCUCAUGAUUCUUAUAGUUUAGCAGCAGGGUCAGAGGAGGGACGCCUCAUGGUGUGGACUCAAACUCAUCCUGCCAAUAAUUGACGUGGUUACUCAUCUGGUUACUUAUUGUUCACUGUGAGAUUACUUAUUGUUCACUGUGCGGUUACUGCGUGGACACUGAUUAGUCAUCAUUGAACAGAACAAACUUUUUGGAGGAAAUUAAGAUAAUCUAUUUGUUGAAUGUUGAUAAAAAUGUUGAGGUAAAAUCAUUAUCAAAGUCUGAAGACGUUUUAUUAACCGCCUCGUAAGACGGAGAGUUUAUUGUUUUAAUGAAAAGUCGGAUAAUUAAAGAUAAAGAUCUAUCUUCUGACGGAGUUUACAGUUUGUAUAAAAUAAAUGUUGUUUUUGUGUCAUGACAUUGGUGUGUAUCGUGCGGGCCGCGAACUCAAAAACGAAUAUUAAUCACGAUGGCUACAAGUGCUAUCACAUGAAUGUAUUUAUUAUUUAAUUUUUGAUUAAUUUUAUUGUUGUAUAUUCUGUAUUUGACGCAAGGCAGAUUAUUUCUUGCAUUUGAA
This is a messenger RNA of Bolinopsis microptera, 8126 nucleotides long. Its product is annotated as lysosomal-trafficking regulator-like. Lineage: Eukaryota; Metazoa; Ctenophora; Tentaculata; Lobata; Bolinopsidae. The record is from RefSeq and is a predicted model, not a curated record. Bases 1 to 7653 code for a protein of 2550 amino acids. Gene Ontology annotation, molecular function: protein binding. The transcript is spliced from 40 exons.